This is a messenger RNA of Pterocles gutturalis (yellow-throated sandgrouse), 591 nucleotides long. RefSeq names its product centromere protein K (gene CENPK). The annotation marks the transcript as partial. Gene Ontology annotation, cellular component: nucleus. The record is from RefSeq and is a predicted model, not a curated record. The transcript has 7 exons. Lineage: Eukaryota; Metazoa; Chordata; Aves; Pterocliformes; Pteroclidae. Gene Ontology annotation, biological process: mitotic sister chromatid segregation; kinetochore assembly.
UUUCGAUGCUUACCAGAAAUCACUGAGGACUUGGCUUGUCCUGAAAAUGACAAGGAAAAACUCUUCUAUGAGUGUGAGAGUAUUUGGAAGCAGAUGGAAGAGUGUCAGAGCAAGCUAAUGCUUCUAAGAAUGGAAACACCGCCAAAAUCAGAUGCCAAGCUUCACUUCUUAGUGACACGAAUGAAAGCUUUAGCAGUGGAAUGUAAACAAUGGCAAAAAAGUCCUGAAGUGAUUUCUACGGAUCCAGAUGUACUGUUAGAAUUAGGAAAAGAAGAGUUGCAGAAAGUACACAAUUACCUUCAAAUGGUGCUGUCAGCAGUUCAGGCAAAGAAUAAAAAACUGGAAGAAGAUCUGAAAAGAGAAAAGCAGUGGCAUGAUGAACAGGAGCAAAUACUAGAUGUUCUUUCUAGAAUUGAAGAAGAGACAAAAACCCAAGCUGAACAACUUUACAAACAAAGAGAAUUUCUUUACCUGAACAAUGAAUUGUCGAAACUAAAGGAAUAUAAGGAAGACCUCCUGGAUGCUCUGUGUAAAUUCCUAGAAGAACAUUAUCCCCUUCCAGAGAGAAGUGGGAGUGAUAGAAAGAUGGAG